UCGGCGACGCGGUUCCAGCGCAGGGAGGCCUGGCACGGCCGUGAGGCCAACCACCACCAAAACAUCCUCCGAGGAAGGAAGCCGCAGGCGGCCUCGCCCGGUCAGAAAACCAAAAGUAAAAGGAGGGGAGACCAAGGCGCCGUCUCCCGUCCGCCGUCUCCGCGCCGCGCGACCCCUUCGGCCCGGCCGUCCUCCCCGAACCCCCCCUCCGUCUGCUGCGCCGCCGCCCGCGAAUCCGGGCCAUGGAGGCGCUGUGGAAGCAGGCCUCCAGGCUCAAGGAGCAGGUCGCGCGCCAGGGUGUGUUUAAGCAGUUUGGGGCUGGUGGCUAUGGAAAUUCUGAUAAUGCAUUCACAGACGAGUCAGAAGUUAAACUACAUCAGAGAUUGGAAAAACUUUACUUAUCCACUCGUGCUGCCAAACAUUUUCAAAGGGACGUCGUUCGGGGUGUGGAGGGCUACAUAGUGACAGGAUCUAAGCAAGUGGAGAUAGGGAACAAAUUGUCUGAUGAUAGCCAGAAAUAUGGCAUUGAAAACACAUGUACAAGUGGUAAUACUUUAUCCAGAGCUGCUACGUACUAUGGAAAGGCGCGUUCACUGAUAGAAAAGGAACGCGGGAACAUGCUGAAAGCAUUUGGUACUCAGGUGGCAGAGCCUCUACGGGCAAUGGUAAUGGGUGCCCCUCUAGAGGAUGCUAGACAUCUAGCCCAGAGAUAUGACAGAAUAAGGCAAGAAGCUGAUGCUCAGGUCGUUGAAGUUUCAAGGCGUCAAAGCAGAGUAAGAGAAUCAGCUGGGAAUAGCGACGUGAUAUCAAAGUUGGAGGCAGCUGAGUAUAAACUUGAAGAACUGAAGUCAAACAUGGUGGGAUUAGGAAAGGAAGCGGUUUCAGCUAUGGCUGCAGUAGAGGGGCAGCAGCAAAGAUUGACAUUACAACGCCUGAUUGCGAUGGUUGAGGCCGAGAGAACUUAUCAUCAGAAAGUCCUGGAGAUCCUUGACCAUUUGGAAGAAGAAAUGGUGUCUGAGCGCCAAAAAAUCGAAGCACCUCCACCCCCUGCAGCAGAGAGUUUUAUGUCACCGCCACCACCAUCAUAUGACGAAGUUAAUGGCAUGUUUGCCUCCACUUCUGCUGAUCAGGCAGUUAACUCUGUCGACUUCUUCCUGGGAGAGGCGCUCGAUUCCUUCGAGGCUGAGAGUGAGUUUGAGCUUAACUUAUCAGUUGGCGACAUCGUAAUCGUCCGGAAGAUAUCAAGCAACGGUUGGGCGGAAGGUGAAUGCAAGGGAAAAGCAGGAUGGUUCCCACAUGCUUAUGUCGAAAGACGCGAGCGUGUUCUGGCGAGCAAGGUCCCGCAUAUUUUCUAGGGGUUUUGAGGAGGAACAUAGGUAUAGGUGUUUGAUUUCAAUAGUUGAACAGCGUACUUUCAGACUUCUACAGGAUUCAUGUGGAUAGAUUGAAUUUUCGUCCUGUGAGCCAGUUUUUGUGAAGAUGAUGUACAUCUGACAUUUCAGAACACCAAACUGGCCAUAAGCAAGCUUUGUAUUGUUGUUUGAAA
Aegilops tauschii subsp. strangulata is the source of this 1546-nucleotide messenger RNA. RefSeq names its product SH3 domain-containing protein 2. Gene Ontology annotation, molecular function: protein binding. The record is from RefSeq and is a predicted model, not a curated record. Lineage: Eukaryota; Viridiplantae; Streptophyta; Magnoliopsida; Poales; Poaceae.